AUGAGUAAAGGUGUUUCGUUUGAAAAUCUUCCAGUGGAUUUGCAACAUAAGAGUGUUACACAAAAUGAAAGUACCGCUGAUAUAUUAAGCCAGUUACCACAUGAACGAUUACAAGCUGUCCUUGAGAAGGUGCCAGAAGAUGACGUUGAAGUGAGAAAAGUACUAUUGUUAUUGAAGAAGCCAGAAGUGGUGGAUAAUGAAGAUGUGCAGCAGAGAAGGGUACGACUGGCUGAAGCGCUGAUAACUGAUGAAGUUGAUCCAUCUGGUAUCUCAAAUACAGCAGAAGUAAAUACCGAAGAGGAAGACGAGGAAGAUGACGAGGAGUUUUUUACGCCAGCAACUUCUGAGCUAAUAUCUGCUAGGAAAUUUCUAGUCAAAUACUCAUUAGAGAGAUCUCGAAAGAGGUUACAGGCAGAGAUGCAAAGGCACCAAAAUUUCAAUAUAAAGGAAGAGUUACUUAGUCGACGAGCGGAACUAGAACGUAUGGCAAAUUUAGAACUUGCUGGAUCUCAAUUAGUAUCUACUAGGCCUAUAUCAGCCGUCUCUUUAUCACCGGAUAAUGAUUAUAUCGCAACUGGAAGCUGGGCGGGUGAUAUUAACAUAUUGAAUUCUCAAACGCUACAACCGUUAGCACAGAAACUCGAUUCUCACAUAGGGAAAAUUGGGGCUGUACAAUGGCAUCCUGGAUCAAACAAUCAAAUAAUAUCAUGUGCAGAAGAUGGACUCAUCAAAAAUUUCCAAUACUUAAACGAGGAAGGGGACUUACGGUUAUUGGGAGACCUUGUGGGGCACGAAAGACGUGUCUCUGAUUUGAAGUACCAUCCCAGUGGUCAAUUUAUAGGCAGUGCCUCUCACGAUAUGACGUGGAGGCUCUGGGAUGCUUCCACGUACCAAGAGCUUCUAUUGCAAGAAGGUCAUGCCAAGGGGGUAUUCUGUUUGUCUUUCCAAUGUGAUGGAUCGCUUGUUUGUAGCGGUGGAAUGGACUCCCUUGCAAUGAUAUGGGACAUACGAUCUGGGAAUAAGGUGAUGUCUCUAACCGGACAUUCAAAACCCAUAUACACUGUUGAUUGGUCAACAAACGGACAUCAAGUAGCCACCGGUGGUGGUGAUGGAUUGAUCAAUGUUUGGGAUAUAAGACAACGAGACGGUGGUCAAGUACACCAAAUUUUGGCACACCGAAACAUCGUUACUAAAGUUCAAUUCUCAAAAGACGAUAAUGGCAAAAAACUUGUAUCUUGUGGUUAUGAUAAUCUGAUUAAUGUAUAUAGUAGUGACAAUUGGUUGAAAGUGGCAAGCCUGGAAGGUCAUACUGAUAAAAUUAUUAGUUUGGAUAUUUCAAACGACUCCCAGUAUUUAGUGAGCGGUGGUUGGGACAGGUCAGUGAAGAUCUGGAAUUGA
Molecule: messenger RNA, 1398 nt
Organism: Saccharomyces eubayanus
Lineage: Eukaryota; Fungi; Ascomycota; Saccharomycetes; Saccharomycetales; Saccharomycetaceae
Gene: PRP4
Product: U4/U6-U5 snRNP complex subunit PRP4
Exons: 1
Coding region: 1-1398 (465 amino acids)
Biological process (GO): mRNA splicing, via spliceosome
Cellular component (GO): U4/U6 x U5 tri-snRNP complex
Molecular function (GO): U6 snRNA binding; protein binding; U4 snRNA binding
Source: RefSeq, a predicted model, not a curated record